GUUACAUGCGCACUCGCAUGUUUUCCAUGGAAACAGUGUGAAAAUAUGAAAACUAGCGAGGGAAAUCAAGCUUUUGUAUAUAAAAUUGCCGUCACGUGGCUCACAACAGUUUACAAGUCAUUCAAUUCUUUCUUCUCAAACUUACUAACGUUCACGUUGCGUUUUAAAUAGUUUGUUUUCAAAACUAUAUCAUACCGUGUUCCGGUACUUAUUUACUAAACAAAAUCUUGUUUAUAAGUGUCAAAAUUGUAAAAUAUUUUAAAAAUGGUACAGCAUGUCAAUGAUGUCGACAGACACUCAGUGCAUACACUAGUAUUUCGUUCAUUGAAACGAACACAUGAUGUCUUUCUUAAAAAUACAGGACUUUUGCCACCAGUUGAUACCACAUUGUAUAAAAAGUUGAAAAGUAUCAAAGCUAGAGAUACAUACGGUCACAUUGUUGACAAAGUUAAAAGUCAACCUAUUGCACAACCAGUUCCUUCAAAUAAUAAUGCAGAACCACCUCCACCAGGAGUUGAGGCAUCCAUCGAAACUCAAAAUGACACGGCUUUGGUACCGGUCAGUAUACCAGGAGUUACAUCAGUGGUAUCUACACCAAAUUACACAAAAACAGUAGCAAUGCCUGUUAAAAAAUCACCUCUGGUAUUAAAACCUAAAUGGCAUGCACCAUGGAAACUAUACCGAGUCAUCAGUGGUCAUCUUGGAUGGGUAAGAUGUUGCGCCAUCGAACCAGGAAACGAAAUAUUUGCUACUGGCGCAGGUGAUCGAAUCAUAAAAAUUUGGGACCUGGCGAGUGGAAACUUGAAAAUUUCAUUGACUGGACACAUCAGUACAGUAAGAGGUCUAGCGUUUUCCCACCGGCAUCCUUACUUAUUUUCAUGCGGUGAAGACAAGCAAGUAAAGUGCUGGGAUUUGGAGUACAACAAAGUUAUCAGACACUAUCACGGACAUUUAUCAGCAGUUUACAGCAUGGCACUUCAUCCGACCAUUGAUGUGCUGACGACAGCCGGUCGAGAUUCUACUGCAAGAGUUUGGGACAUGAGGACAAAAGCUAAUGUCCAUACUUUAGUUGGACACACCAAUACAGUAGGUGCUGUCAUCAGUCAAGCUGCUGAGCCUCAGAUUAUUACCGGCAGUCAUGACGCCACAAUAAGACUGUGGGAUUUAGCUUCAGGAAAAUCCCAAGCCACGUUAACUCAUCACAAAAAAAGUGUUCGUGCACUUUGUUUGCAUCCAACAUAUUACAUGUUUGCGUCCGGAGCUCCAGAUAAUAUCAGAACCUGGAAAUGUCCACAAGGUAAAUUUAUACAAAGUUUACCGGGACAUAAUGCACUCAUUAAUUGUUUAGCAGUUAAUGCGGACGGUGUAUUAGUAUCAGGUGCUGAUAAUGGAUCAAUGCAUUUAUGGGACUUUAGAACUGGCUACAAUUUUCAACGUUUGUGUCCACCUGUUCAACCUGGAUCUAUGGAUAGUGAAGCUGGUAUUUUCAGUGCGACUUUCGACAUGUCAGGGUCUAGAUUAAUCAUAACUGGAGCAGACAAAACAAUUAAAUUAUUUAAAGAGUGUGAUGAUGCUACUGAAGAAAGCCAUCCUGUCAACUGGAAACCGGAAAUAAUAAGAAGAAGAAAGUUUUAAAAACUGUAAAAUUUAAUUUUAUAAAAGUACAAUAAAUAAUAAUACUCUAUAUAUAAAAUUAAAUCAUUUAUAUUUAUAAAUAAAAUACAUAUAAUUUCAAAAUGUAAAGAAAAAAAAAAACAAUAUUUAAAUAUUUUUUUACAUUCAAAUUUUUCAGUUUAUUUUUAAAAUUUUGUCGUAUAAAUUAAAAAAACAAUAGAAGUUAAAAAAUUUUGUAGAAUUUAAAACUAUAAAAAAUAAAUAAUUUUUCUUUUUAACUUAAAAAAUAUAAUAAUACUAGCAGAUCCCUUGUGCUUCGCAGGCUAAAAUUGUGUAGGGUAGAAGUACCGUUUUUGGCCACUUAGAAAUUUAAAAUAAAAUAAUUUGUAAAAUACGCAAUGGCACAAUUAAUUUUUUAAAUGUGUCUAAAGAUACUUUUAUCACACUAUUAAAAUUAAAAUUUUUUUUAAUACCUUUUCAUUAAUUAAAAUAAAGUAUUAAAUGUCCAAAAAUGGAGCAGUAGCCACCAAUGGUACUUCUACCCUAUAUAAAAAAUUUUUCAUCAAAAAUAUUGUCUGCAUAACAAUACAAUUUUUCAACAUUAAACUUACUAUCAGACAUUUAAAAUGAAAUUUUUUGUAUUUUUAAACAAGAAUUUAAUUUGACGAUGAUAAUUAUUAUUAUUAUCAGUAUUUUCAGUACUGAUUAAAAUACUAAUUAGAAAAUGGAAUAAAAUUAUAUCAUG
Microplitis demolitor is the source of this 2359-nucleotide messenger RNA. Its product is annotated as pleiotropic regulator 1. Gene Ontology annotation, molecular function: protein binding. Bases 265 to 1635 code for a protein of 456 amino acids. The transcript is spliced from 8 exons. Lineage: Eukaryota; Metazoa; Arthropoda; Insecta; Hymenoptera; Braconidae. Gene Ontology annotation, biological process: mRNA splicing, via spliceosome. The record is from RefSeq and is a predicted model, not a curated record. Gene Ontology annotation, cellular component: catalytic step 2 spliceosome; precatalytic spliceosome; Prp19 complex.